Messenger RNA from Cercocebus atys (sooty mangabey), 2596 nucleotides. It is a transcript of the gene DCPH1, whose product is annotated as acidic residue methyltransferase 1. Gene Ontology annotation, molecular function: phosphatase activity. The record is from RefSeq and is a predicted model, not a curated record. The transcript has 5 exons. Lineage: Eukaryota; Metazoa; Chordata; Mammalia; Primates; Cercopithecidae. Gene Ontology annotation, cellular component: cytoplasm; nucleus. Gene Ontology annotation, biological process: DNA damage response. The coding region runs from base 283 to 1608 and encodes 441 amino acids.
CUGGGACCUCCCGGUCCUUACCUGCUUCCGGCUUUCGCUGCUUCCAUAUCCGCUCCUCUAGUCGCCCUCCGCUGUCCCCGCCUUCGUCCCCGGAAGAUUGGGUCCUCUGGCCAGCCACUGUUUGCCGUUUGUACGGGCACCAAAUAAAGUUUCUUUAUUCAAAAGCACUUUUUUUUUUAAAAGCCACACUACCCCCAUUCUCAGCUCCUCCUUCGCGGCAGUAACGCCUCUGUUUCUGCGGCGGUUGAGCGCCGAUCUUUGCGGCCGGGAUCGCGGAACGUAAUGGCUGUCGUCCCGGCGUCUCUCUCAGGACAGGACGUGGGAUCAUUUGCAUAUCUUACAAUUAAAGACAGAAUACCACAGAUCUUAACUAAGGUUAUUGAUACAUUGCAUCGACAUAAAAGGGAAUUUUUUGAGAAACAUGGAGAGGAAGGCGUGGAAGCUGAAAAGAAAGCUAUUUCUCUCCUUUCUAAAUUACGGAAUGAAUUGCAAACAGAUAAACCAAUUAUCCCCUUGGUUGAGAAAUUUGUUGAUACUGAUAUAUGGAAUCAGUACCUAGAAUAUCAACAGAGUCUUUUAAAUGAAAGUGAUGGAAAAUCAAGAUGGUUCUACUCACCAUGGUUGUUCGUAGAAUGUUACAUGUAUCGUAGAAUUCAUGAAGCAAUUAUCCAGAGUCCGCCAAUCGAUUACUUUGAUGUAUUUAAAGAAUCAAAAGAGCAAAAUUUCUAUGAGUCACAGGAAUCUGUCAUUGCUUUAUGUACUCAUCUGCAACAAUUGAUAAAAACUAUUGAAGACCUAGAUGAAAAUCAGCUGAAAGAUGAGUUUUUUAAACUUCUGCAGAUUUCACUGUGGGGAAAUAAGUGUGAUCUGUCUCUCUCAGGUGGAGAAAGUAGUUCUCAGAAGACCGAUGUACUAAAUUCAUUGGAAGACCUAAAACCUUUCAUUUUAUUGAAUGAUAUGGAACAUCUUUGGUCAUUGCUUAGCAAUUGCAAGAAAACAAGAGAAAAAGUUUCUGUUACUAGAGUGUAUAUUGUUCUCGAUAAUUCUGGGUUUGAGCUUGUUACAGAUUUAAUAUUAGCCAACUUCUUGUUGUCCUCUGAACUGGCUACUGAGGUUCAUUUUUAUGGAAAAACAAUUCCAUGGUUUGUUUCUGAUACUACUAUACAUGAUUUUAAUUGGUUAAUUGAACAGGUAAAACAUGGUAAUCAUAAGUGGAUGUCCAAGUGUGGGGCUGACUGGGAAGAGUAUGUUAAAAUGGGUAAAUGGGUUUACCACGAUCAUAUAUUUUGGACUCUGCCUCAUGAGUACUGUGCAAUGCCUCAGGUUGCUCCCGACUUAUAUGCUGAACUACAGAAGGCACAUUUAAUUUUAUUCAAGGGUGAUUUGAAUUACAGGAAGUUGACAGGUGACAGAAAAUGGGAGUUUUCUGUUCCAUUUCAUCAGGCUGUGAAUGGCUUCCAUCCCGCACCCCUCUGUACCAUAAGAACAUUAAAAGCUGAAAUUCAGGUUGGUCUGAAGCCUGGGCAAGGGGAACAGCUCAUGGCCUCUGAGCCCUGCUGGUGGACCAGUGGAAAGUAUGGAAUAUUUCAGUACGAUGGUCCCCUUUGACUUGAUUUAGGAGCUCUCAGUUGCAUAGAAAGAUCUGACAAGCACCUUUUUAUCCCCAGAAAAGGAGCGCGUGAAUUGAGUCGCCUGGCGACUGGCUCUGUACAUGCUCUGGGAAGCUUGGCUUCUCCGUGCCCAUCUACAUACACUGGAUGAUUUUUCUUUUUAACAUUUUGCCCCACUACACUGUUUUGGGGAUAGAUGGGUUAAGCAAGUUACAGAUAAUUAACAUUUAUAUUGGAAUUUUAGCAACUUUUUUUCAGGUUAAAUACAUCAUUUCAAGUGCUUUUAAUGAACUUAAUUGGCUAGGAAGCAAAAAAUAAGCAAGUUCUGCUUUUAGUUAACCCUAUUCUUUUCUUAAAUAGUACACUGCAUGGUAUUUAAUAUUCCAGGAAGCAUGGAAUUUUAUUUUGCUUGAUUUUGGGCUCAUGAAAUAAUAGCUCUGUGAAAAUGCACAUCUUAAUGACUCUCUGUAAAGAGGCAUUCCUUACAACUGUGAUGUUUCCUCACAUAAAAGUUACCUCAUAAGUUAAUUCUAACUUUUAUUCUCCUUGAAUUUUAUUUCAUUUCAAUAGCUUGUUUCAUUUGCACACCUUUGUAUUUUGAUUGACCUGUAGAAUGGAUGUUAGGAAACCCAGAAUUGAACACAGUGAAAUAAAUGGUAUUUUAAGAAAUGUGAUAUCUUUUAUAUUCUAUUUAUGAUAUCCAUAAUCAAAUGAGAUUAUUUUACCACAUAAGUGUUUUAAAUAAACAGAUUUUUAGUUUGCAGUUUUAGGAAAAUGCUUUAGAUAGAAAAGGUUCUUACGCAUUGAAUUUGGAGUACUACCAACAAUGAAUGAAUUUAUUUUUUAUAUUCUUACACAUUUUAUUGGUCAUUGUCACAGAUACUAAAUACUAAAAAUUUCAGGUCAUUUUGUUUUGAAACUGAAAUUGGAAAUAAAUCUGGAAAUGUUUUGUUGCACUAAAAUAAUAAAAUGAGUUGUACUGAAAA